Molecule: messenger RNA, 2228 nt
Organism: Culex pipiens pallens (northern house mosquito)
Lineage: Eukaryota; Metazoa; Arthropoda; Insecta; Diptera; Culicidae
Exons: 1
Coding region: 422-2215 (597 amino acids)
Source: RefSeq, a predicted model, not a curated record
UCUAUUGAGAGAUUCCUACUCGUAACUAGGUUUCCCGAAGUCUUAAACGGUGAGGCAAUCCAAACCUCUUUUUACACCUAAGCUCCCAUCCGCCUCGGAAUUCGAACUGACGGCCUUUGGAUUGUGAGUCUAACUGCCGACCAGCGACUCCACCGAGACCCAGGGAGACGACUCCUACACCUGGGCUGAGCUAACGACCUAACCGAACUCAGGCCAACUGGGGUGAGAGACAACAACGCUUACCACUACACCACCGGCCCACGUAAAUUUAAUUAAAUUGAACACUCUCCAAUUAUUCGAUAGUGUAGAUUUUUCUACAAAGUUAAGAAAAGCGAUUAAGAAUUCCCUCAUGGGACCAGGAAAUAAUCAUUUAAGUUUUGAACCUUUAACGUGACAAACGCAAACAAAAUUGUCCCCAGCCAUGAAGAUCCUCACAACAGUCCUGUUGAUUUUCGUUGCUUUUCACCCAACUUUUGCUUACAAUGAAGAAGCGCUGAGCUACGUCCUGCGAGCGAUCGAGUACCUGGCCAGUGUCCACGCCGGUGCGUUCAGUUGUGUUUUGUACGACGUUGCUCCGCAACAUCCCUUCGACAACAUCUUGGAGGGCAUUUUGCAAGCACCCCGACUAGAACACGUCACCAAGUACGUGGUCAACGGAUCGAAAGCGCACCCCGAGCUGGAUGAUAUUGAUUUGGGCAGUAAGCUAUCACGAAAACCUCUUCUUUUGGUGUUAUACAUUAGAAAAGACUUUCUCAGUUUUGCUAAUCGUGGAACGAAGAGAAACAUUUCUAACUUCUUUUACGAGUUUGAUCCAACCACUAAAGUGUUAGUUCUCUUCGAACAUGGUACUCGAUAUGUAGUGCAGGAAAUUAUGGAUCUGGUCCAGAAUAUUAAAUUUACCUAUUCUGUGCUUCUGGACAUUCAGACUAUGGCUAUGGUCUAUGAUAAUGGGUUACAUUACAGAAGAUUACCAAAGGUACCGCAUCCAAUGUUCCUAUUCGAGACAGGUCGUCGUUGGAUGGCUGGGCACAAAAUACGCUAUAUAAGCGAUCCUUCUGGAAGAUGUCCUUGGACCAUACUUUGGCUCAAGGAAACAGCUCGUUACUUGCAUACUGAAGUUUAUAAGAUUCAGCAUAAUUGCUCGAUAAAAUCCAGUGACGGAUUUAUAAGGUGCUUAAAAAGCCUCCCAAAUGGUAGAGGAAAUUUCGAUUUGAUGCUUAUUCCAGGUUGGAUCACUCCGUACAACUUUAAAUAUUAUUACCAAGUGAUUACAAAGAUUCCUGUGGGUAUGCGGAUAGCAGUGCCCAGAGAGCGGCCAUUCAAUUACGCUGAACUAAUCCUGAUGCCGUUCACCGGGCUCGUCUGGACAGUUCUUGUUGCUGUCAUUGUUUCAUCCGAAUUAGUUAAGCAUUUCUAUCCCGAGCAUUUCAAAAAUGAUCCAUUUCUGCUGGCAGUGUGUGGCUUUGAGCGACACAAUCUCCACCAAGCAGGUCGAUGGGAGAAGAUCAUUUUCCUGUCACUGAUUAUCAUGAUGUUUUUUGUAACAAAUGCUUUCGAAACAAAAAUUGUGUCGUUUAUGACGAACAGGCCAUCACCUCAACGGAUAAAGACAUUGGACGAUGUGUUAAACUCGGAUGUUAAGUUCUACGCCGACUAUGAGAGUAAUCCACAUUUUAAGAGAAAUUUUGCCAUUGGAAAAAUGCUGAGCCAGGGUACGCCUCCAGAUCCUUUCGAUAAUACACCUGGUGUUGGGGUAAUUGAGCAAAGUGAUUUUGUUGAAACGAUUCAAAAAACAGUUUUUGAUUAUGAGCGAAUGCAACUAUUUUACGUACUAGUGGAUUACAUAAGUUUUGAAGGACCUGAAGCCUACAUGGCGAAUGCGCGAUCUCUUUUUCUGGAGCCAUUUUCCACCGUACAUGAGAGGUUGGUCGAAGCUGGGCUUUUUACCUACUGGGAACGUGAUUGGAUGGCCACACUACAUUUCGAUUACAGCGGACUAAGACCCAGAGAAGAUUUCAGUAGCAAAACAGACCUCAACUUUGAUGACCUGCAGCUGGCUUGGAUAGUGCUGGCGAUUGGGUUUGGAUUUGCACUGUUGGGAUUUCUUGGUGAACACGGAAAGAAAUUGUUGGAUUCGUGGCGUGAAUCUGAACACAUUCAACAAUGUCUACGAAAAUGCAAAACAAGGACAAACUCAAGUGAUGCUGAUAACUAAGAAUUUAAGAAAG